UAACCAAAGUGAUGGCUACCUUAGUUGCUUGUCUCUAACAACCUACUGUAGGUAUAUGUAAAAUUGACCAUGUUGUUCCUUACCUACAUUACGUACCUAGGCUCUUCUACUUAAGGUAUCCAUGGAUGUACAUAUAAGUACAUACUUAGCACUGAGUAGUACAUGCGUGACUUCCCCACCUUGCAAGGUUGUGCCUUAUGCCAACCAAGGCGAGUUUACUUAGUAAGGGCUCUACAACAACCAAAAGCGGCUUUCACAAAAUCUACUUUGCACUGCUUGCCAAUUAUAUUGCUGCCUUUUGGCCACCUUACAGACUCUCAAGAUGGCCCCCGUAGCUCCUUCAAAACGGCGCUCUCUACGAGCAAAGCUCGCAGCGAAAACGGGUGCAGAGCCCCAUGCGCCACGCAAAGCGCCACGACCUGACGCUGUCGCGCCAUCGUUCGACGGAUUCACGAGCUCGAAGAAAGACAAGCGCAUCAUAAAGCGCUCGGCGCUUAUCUCGCGAAUCGAGAAGACACACCGUAAGCCACUGAAGCGUCGACGCCCAGGCAAGAAGCUUGUUGCGAACCUCGAGUCCUUGGCCGACGCCCUGCCCGACUUGCUGGCUGAUGGCGAGACAUCGGAGGGGCUCCGGCAGCUCCGAGAGGGCAAGAUCAGACACAAGAGUCUGAAGAUGAGAAAGGGAGCACUGAAGAAGAAGGAGAAGAUUGUCAAGGGCGAGAUGGAUCGUUUCACCUAUAGUCUUGCGAGACUGAAUACCAUGGGUGCUGCCAAUGUGGACUCGAAUAUGCAGAUUGAAGGGCAGGCUGUAGCUGAGGUUAAGCAAGCGCCGUCUCAAUCGCAGGCACCUCCCUCGGGCUCCACUACGUCGACAGCAGGAAGGUGGGCUGCUUUGAGAGGCUUUAUUUCCUCGACUAUGGAGCAGAAUCCCGCCUUCGUUGGGAAGCAAGAUGGGCAAUGAGACUACAUGAAUUUGCCAGCGAUAAUAUUAUCUAUCAAGAAGGAGAAAACCGUCCCCCAAGGCGCAUAUUGUAGGGGCAAAAGGUUUGGG
This is a messenger RNA of Xylaria bambusicola, 1051 nucleotides long. Its product is annotated as ribosome biogenesis protein SLX9-domain-containing protein. Gene Ontology annotation, biological process: maturation of SSU-rRNA from tricistronic rRNA transcript (SSU-rRNA, 5.8S rRNA, LSU-rRNA). The transcript is spliced from 2 exons. The record is from RefSeq and is a predicted model, not a curated record. Bases 323 to 961 code for a protein of 212 amino acids. Gene Ontology annotation, cellular component: nucleolus; preribosome, small subunit precursor; 90S preribosome. Lineage: Eukaryota; Fungi; Ascomycota; Sordariomycetes; Xylariales; Xylariaceae.